This is a messenger RNA of Vittaforma corneae ATCC 50505, 540 nucleotides long. RefSeq lists its product as uncharacterized. The transcript has a single exon. NCBI's taxonomy places the organism in Eukaryota, Fungi, Microsporidia, Nosematidae. Gene Ontology annotation, molecular function: COPII receptor activity. Bases 1 to 540 code for a protein of 179 amino acids. Gene Ontology annotation, biological process: endoplasmic reticulum to Golgi vesicle-mediated transport. The record is from RefSeq and is a predicted model, not a curated record. Gene Ontology annotation, cellular component: membrane.
AUGUUUUUCCAAGCUCUGAAAAUUUUGUUUGCUGUUUUUAUUUUCACCAUAAUGGCUAUAGUCCUGGGAGUUAUAACCAAAGAGUUGAUUCAGUACUUUGAGAACAGUCCCUAUGCAGCAAAAAACGCUGUGAAGUUUCUGCUCUACUUGGUUGCCUUCUUUCACUUGCCUCUAUUUUUGAAGCUUCCUUUCAAAUUUAUCAUUCUCAACUUACUAGGACAGAUUCUUUACAUUAGCUUAUUUGGAGAGUAUCCAAAUAUUAGUACUAAGGACGCUAGAUUCGUUGCCGGUACUAUGGUUACAAUCUACAAUCAUUUCUAUUUUACCUCACUUGGCACAACAAAAUCUACAUAUGGUGCCAAGUAUAUUGCUGGAUACGUAGUUAUUUGGAUGGCUCCAAUGAUUUUGUACCUGGCACUUUCUGCCAAUCAAAAUAUUGUUCUGAUUGGACAUACAAGAAGGCGCUCUCCAAGACCAACAAGAAUGGUUGUUGGGCCAUUACAGUUUAAAAGAACCAAGAGUCCCAGGAGAGCUUCGUAA